Nelumbo nucifera (sacred lotus) is the source of this 3219-nucleotide messenger RNA. Its product is annotated as two-component response regulator-like PRR37. The record is from RefSeq and is a predicted model, not a curated record. Gene Ontology annotation, molecular function: protein binding. Gene Ontology annotation, biological process: phosphorelay signal transduction system; cytokinin-activated signaling pathway. NCBI's taxonomy places the organism in Eukaryota, Viridiplantae, Streptophyta, Magnoliopsida, Proteales, Nelumbonaceae.
UGUUUCUCUCACCUUAGCUUCUUCACUGUUCUCCGACCAGUCAAGCUCUGUAACAUUAAAAUUAAAAAGGAAGAAGAAGAAGGGGAAAAAAAAGAAAAUGGAAAGCAAAACCCUAACAAAGGUCUUCAGACCAGCUUUCGAUCUGAGAAUCGUGUGGAUUGGAGCACUUUGAUGUAUUUCCAUUACUGAUCUUGCCGUUCUGAAUAUCUGUUUUUUUUUCCCCUGCACGAUCAAACUCGCCGAUGAGUGCCCUGCUUUCUAUUAAUGGAGGUUCUAAGGGUGAGAGAAGGUUCUAGAGACUUCAGUCUUUUUUGGAGGAAAUUAAUACAGUUGGAGCUGGAUUUUCAGAUUUCAUCCUGGAUCUGCUUUGUCUUUCAACGGUUUUUGAAGUCUAGGAUGGGUUGAAAGUUUGUCUUUGCAGAUAGUGGUUUCUUGAAGAAAACGGAAUGUACAAGUUCUUUUCUGGAUUGAAGGAGGAUUUCUCAACGAUUCUAUUAUGUUCGUUCCUCAUAAUUGGUCUUUUUGAAUCUGAUUGAUGGGGAGUGUUCCUGUGAACAAUGUUGGUGCUGGAAACAGAGGGUUGGUGGAACUAAAUCACCAUAUCCGAGAUGAGCACAAGGAAGUUAGAGAUGGAGUAGUGGGUGAAGGGCAUGGUCUAUCGGAGGACGAUGAGUCUCGGAUUGAUGGGGUUGCUGAAAAUGUAAAUGAUGAACGUGAAGGGGCAAACCAGGCCCAGGCUGCUCCACAGAGACUGCAGCAGCAGUCUCAAGGGCCGGUGGUUCGUUGGGAGAGAUUUCUUCCUCUUAGGUCACUGAAGGUUCUGCUUGUGGAAAAUGAUGAUUCAACACGCCAUGUAGUCACUGCUCUGCUUAGGAAUUGCAGUUAUGAAGUAAUAACAGCUGCAAAUGGUCUACAAGCUUGGAAAAUCUUAGAAGAUCUGACAAAUCACAUUGAUCUUGUCUUAACUGAGGUAGUAAUGCCUUGUUUAUCUGGCAUUGGUCUUCUCUGCAAGAUUAUGAGUCACAAGACUUGCAAGAAUAUUCCUGUGAUUAUGAUGUCAUCUCAUGAUUCUAUGGGCUUAGUCUUUAAGUGUUUAUCAAAGGGUGCAGUUGACUUUUUAGUGAAGCCUAUUCGAAAGAAUGAGCUUAAAAAUCUCUGGCAACAUGUUUGGAGGAGAUGUCACAGUUCUAGUGGUAGUGGCAGUGAGAGUGGUAUACAGACUCAAAAAUCUUUCAAGUCAAGGAGUGCUGAAGAAUCUGAUAACAACACUGGCAGCAACGAUGAAGAUGAUAAUGAGAGUAUUGGCUUGAAAAUUAGGGAUGGAAGUGACAACGGGAGUGCCACGCAAAGCUCCUGGACAAAGCAGGCAGUAGAAGUUGACAGUCCACCACCAAUGUCACCAUGGGAUCAAGUAGCUGAUCCUCCAGAUAGCACUUGUGCCCAGGUUAUCCAUCCAAAGCCUGAAGAAUAUGGAAAUGAGUGGCUGCCUGUAACUGCAACAAUUGAAUCCCAAAAAGAAGAUGAACAACUUGAUAGUAUUGCAAUGGGCAAGGACUUAGAGAUUGGAGUACCUACAAAUCCUGAUUUACAACUUAAAUAUCCAAACGAGAAAGUUUCCACCAACCUAACGUGCACAAAGCUGGACAAAUCAUCUGAACCAAACCACAAGAAUGACAGCAAACAAUUAGAUAAAGGAAAGCCGGAAUUCAACACUGAGAAGCCAAUUAACGAACUGAAGUUCCAAGCUCCUGAUCUAGGUACGAUAGCUAGUUGUAAUGAUAGUCAGGUGGAAAUAGGAGAAUCUGAGGCUCCAAAUGACCUCUCCAAAAUAACACAAAUCAAAGAUAAGAGGAUCUCUGAUGCUAAAGGAUUACCAUCACUAGAGUUGAGUCUAAAGAGGCUAAGAGGAGUUGGAGAUGUUGGGACAACUGCCCAUGAUGAUCGCAAUGUUUUGAAACAUUCAGAUCUUUCAGCAUUCUCAAGGUAUAACACUGCUUCUACUGCUAAUCAGGCUCCCACUGGGAAUAUAGGAAGUUGUUCUGUUCCACCUGACAAUAGUUCAGAUGCAGUGAAAACAGGUUCAGUGUACAAUAUUCAAUCUCAGUCAAAUAGCCCUCCCAAUCAGCAGUCCAAUGGAAGUAGAAGCAACAAUGAUAUGGGCUCAACCACAAAAAGCAUCUUCACCAAGCCAAAAGCUGUUGUUGAAAAAUUAGCAUCCACAUCAACAGCCAAAUGUCUGCACCCCUCUGUCCUUCAUCCCAUGCAGAAUGCAUGCAUAUGUCCAUCUCAGCAAGACAUAUCCAACAAGGCCGAUAAUGCAACUUGGGAUGUUGAGCUACCUCAAUCGAAAGGCUCAGUCCAGCAGGUUCAAGUCCAGCACCACCAUCACCACUACCACCACCAUCACCACCAUGUCCACAAUGUCAAGCAAAAGCAGCCAGUACCAGAGCAUGAUGAUCUGUCAUUAAAUAAUAUGGCAGCAGAUGCUCCACUGUGUGGGUCGUCCAAUGUGUUUGGUGGUCCAACUGAAGGCAAUGUUGGGAACUACAGCCUGAAUGGAAAUGCUUCAGGAAGCAACCAUGGUAGCAAUGGGCAGAAUGGGAGCAGCACUGCUGUAAACACUUGUGUGAUGAAUGUGGAAAAUGAUAAUAGGGUAUCUGGAAAGAAAGGAGCUGGUGAUAGUGUUGGUAGCGGGACUGGGAGUGGAGUGGAUCAGAACCGCUUUGCACAAAGAGUUGCUGCCUUGACCAAAUUCCGCCAGAAGAGGAAAGAAAGAUGCUUUGAAAAGAAGGUACGAUAUCAAAGCAGGAAAAGAUUGGCUGAACAGAGACCGCGAGUUCGAGGGCAAUUUGUACGGCAGGCAGCGUUUGGAAACACAAAUCAGGAUACGAACUGCUAACCAUCCCCCUGAACCUUGUGGUGUAUGUGGAAUUAUUUACAUGAGAUUAGCACUAGCAGUGUAUGUAGGGAGGAUUUCUGCUGGGGGAUGCGUGGGUGUGAGAACAAUUUGUAGCUAAAUUAUAGUGAGUGCAAAAAGCAAGACCUUGAUGUGAAAACUGAAGGUGAAAGACACAUUGGACUGUAUUGUAUGGUUUGUGAAAUUUGAUAAACCAGCACAGCAUGGACUUCCAUCAUCCUUGAAAAAGGAAAACUUAUCAUGUAGAAUAAUUGAAGUUUGUCGUUUCUAUUUCAUUCAAACCUUAGUGGUUCUGACUCAUA